AUGACAGAGGAGUGUCCUCGGCCUAGUCCAGACAAUAUCGUUGAAUUUUUACCGUAUAUCUGUUAUACAAUGCAAGCACCGUUCGGUGUUCAAUUAAAAACUCGUAUCGUGGAAGAAUAUGUGAGCGUUAUUGAUAAGGCUAAAAAAACUAAAAAAGACAAGUCCACUAUCCAUGCUCUUCAGCAGGAUCCGGAGCCAGGAGAUACGCCAGCUUCGGACGUGCAAGAGGGCGGCGUGGGGCUAGUAGCGAUGACGGCGCUAUACAAUGCAAGCGGCCGUCUCGUCGAGCUGCUGGUUAACCGAUCACCCGUGCCCACGAUGCUGAUACGCGUGCUGACGUUGUGCCUGCCUUUCCAGCCGCAUCUCUACCGCCUCACAGUGUGCAAUGGGGUUUUUGAAACUAAGACCCUCGCGGCGAUCAGUCAGCUGUUAGUACAAUCCCAAAUCACGGAGCUAUACCUGAGCGACUCUCCAGUGCCGGGCCACCGCUUCAGCCAGUUGCUAGCAUACCAAACUCGACUCCAGUGCCUCAGCCUCGAUCGCUGCGGCCUGGACGACGAUGACUGCAUCGAAAUCGCGAGUAUGCUGACUCAUCCGAAUCCAGCCUCGCAGACCCUGCUCGUCCUUUCUAUGGGCUCCAACAAUAUUUACAAUCGCGGUGCCGUAGCGCUAGCCGUUAUGUUACGCAGCAAUCGCAAGUUACGCUACCUGAAUCUCUCAGGAAACCAAAUAUCGAAUACGGGGGCUGCAGCCAUCUUCGGUAGCCUAAUGGAGUUUCCCCUGUCCCACGCGGAUAUCGUUUCGAAACGUUUGCGAGUAGUUCAAUAUAUUAAAUUGCGAAAAGAAGUUUACGCUAAAUGCUACAACGAUUUAAUCGCAACCGCGAGCGACAGUAAGUCUGAGGCGCGACGAAAGCCGACGACACGACGGAAGUCGGUGUCGACUGGGGCAUCUCUAUCCCCGGACGAGCUUGCCGCCAAAGCUGACGUCAUGACCACCCAUCUUAUUGGGCCCUUCAACGAGCCGUUUACCUGCGAGGCCACGUUUAAAAAAGAGGGCGCCGUGUACUCGUAUGGCAACUUGUGCCUGUCCUAUCUGAACAUGUCAUACAAUAAUUUAAACCAUCCGAGCGCGGUAACGUUAGCAGAGGCAAUACAAGCCCAACAGAGGAUCAAGGCGCUUACUGCCACGACAGAGGUGGGGCUCGUACGCGUUCAAUUAGAAGGCAACCCACUGCCUGCAGAUACCGAUGAGCUGGACACUGUGCAAGCGAUGCUUGACCGUGCCAUGCUCAGCGGAAGUAAAGGGCGUAAGAGCGAGAAAUUUUUAGGUAGGUUGAGCAGGCGUUGA
Molecule: messenger RNA, 1350 nt
Organism: Pieris macdunnoughi
Lineage: Eukaryota; Metazoa; Arthropoda; Insecta; Lepidoptera; Pieridae
Source: the annotation of a GenBank genome assembly